GUCUGUGGAACUGAUUGCCACAAGAUGUCACUGAGACCAAGCGUUUAGCAAGAUUAUAGUAAGGACUUCUUUAAAAAAAACAAACAAAAAGUUGGAAGGGACAUAAGCUCUCCUGCCCCAGGCCACAAACCAACCACUGACUGACGGGUUAGGACGAAACUUUCCCUAUAAGCAGGCUAUUCCAUAUCUAUUCUGCAAGGUUUGUUGCACCUUCCUCUGAAGCAAUCUGGUGUUGGAAACGGAAAUAGGAUCUGGCUAGCUGGACCGUUGGUCUGAUUCAGUGUCUGGUGUGGCAAUUAACCCCCCUCCAUUUCCUGCAUGUUAGUGGCUGUUAAUAUGUUACUCUAGGGUACAGAGAUAUCAGGGCUAUGGCGGACAGAACACUUUGGGAAAAACAUCCGUGCAGGGACCAUCUGUUUGUUUGGAUAGUACCUAGCACAAUGGGGUCCCGGCCGUGACUACAGCUCCUAGGUGCUGUGGCCAUAUGCUGCCGCCUCCUGCGUUCUCAGUAGUUUGGUCUCUGUUCUUACGCCUAGGCUGUACACCAUGGCCCAAGCAGAGAAGAAAGGUGGACUGCUCUGGAAAUCUUCAGCCUCCAAGAAACCAUUGAAAGAGAAAGUUGUGCUAAUGUACGAUGAGAUCUUCAUGACGGAGGACCCCAGUAAAUGCAGCCCUCGGUUCUGGGAGGAGCUUUUCCUCAUGAAGGUGAACCUGGAGUAUCUAGAAAGCAAGCUGGAGUCUCUGGAUGGAGAAGAGUUAAUGAAGAUAAAAGAUAACAUUAACUGUUUGUUCCAACACUGCAUCCAGGCCUUGGGAGAAGAGCACCCAAUCCGAGUAGUCAAUGCGUUACAGACGUUAUGUGCGUUGAUUCGCGGCGUCCAUCAGAAGAACAAAUCCACCUCUGGGUUUGACAUCAUCAACAUGCUCAUGGGCUUUGACAAAGCCGAGCUGUGCAUGAAGAAUCUGAUGGAGAGCUUGGACUCGCUGCUUUGUGCAGAAGGCUCCGAAAGUCUGAAGAGUUUGUGUCUGAAGCUGCUUCUCUGCUUGGUAACGGUGACAGACAACAUCAGCCAGAACACAAUCCUGGAAUAUGUGAUGAUUAACAGUAUAUUUGAAGCUAUUUUACAGAUUCUGUCCAACCCACCUUGUCGCAGGGAGCAUGGUUAUGAUGCUGUUGUCCUUCUUGCUUUGCUAGUUAACUACAGAAAGUAUGAGUCGGUGAAUCCCUACAUUGUGAAACUCUCUAUUGUAGAUGACGAGGCCACACUCAACGGAAUGGGACUGGUCAUCGCCCAGGCCUUAUCCGAGUACAACAGGCAGUACAAAGAUAAGGAAGAGGAGCACCAGAGUGGCUUUUUCUCAGCCUUAACCAAUAUGGUGGGCAGCAUGUUCAUAGCCGAUGCCGAUGAGAAAAUCUCCGUCCAAACGAAUGAGGCAAUUCUUCUGGCCCUCUACGAAGCCGUUCACUUAAACCGGAACUUCAUCACCGUGUUGGCACAGAGCCAUCCAGAAAUGGGGUUGGUGACAGUGCCGAUAAGCCCAAUUCCAACAACGCCAGUCACUCCGCUCGGGACCACUCCGCCUUCUUCAGACGUUAUAAGCUCUGCAGAGCUGCCUUUGGAUGCCGAUGUGCAGACCAGCAACCUGCUGAUAACCUUCUUAAAGUACAGCUCCAUUGUCAUGCAGGACACAAAAGACGAACACCGGCUCCACAGCGGCAAGCUCUGUCUGAUUAUCCUGACGUGCAUAGCAGAGGAUCAAUACGCUAAUGCUUUUCUGCAUGAUGACAACGUGAAUUUUCGAGUAAACCUGCACAGAAUGCCCAUGAGACACAGGAAGAAAGCCGCAGACAAGAACCUGCCCUGCCGCCCCCUGGUGUGUGCAGUCCUAGAUCUGAUGGUGGAGUUCAUCGUAACACACAUGAUGAAAGAGUUUCCUAUGGAUCUGUAUGUGCGGUGCAUUCAGAUCGUGCACAAGCUGCUGUGCUACCAGAAGAAAUGCAGAGUGAGGCUUCAUUAUACCUGGCGGGAGCUCUGGUCAGCUCUGAUCAACUUGCUGAAGUUCCUCAUGUCCAAUGAGACUGUGCUAUUGGCAAAACACAACAUCUUCACCGUGGCGCUCUUGGUAGUGAACUUGUUCAACAUGUUCAUCACCUACGGAGACACCUUCCUCCCAACGCCCAGCAGCUACGAUGAGCUGUACUACGAGAUCAUCCGUAUGCACCAGAAUUUUGAUAACCUCUACUCCAUGGUGCUCCGGCUUUCGACCAAUGCCGGUCAGUGGAAGGAGCCCGCCAGCAAGGUGACGCAUGCGUUAGUCAAUAUCAGAGCCAUCAUCAACCACUUCAACCCAAAGAUCGAGUCUUACGCUGCAGUGAAUCACAUCUCCCAGCUCUCGGAGGAGCAGGUCUUGGAGGUUGUCCGCUCUAACUACGACACGCUAACCCUGAAGCUGCAGGACGGGCUGGAUCAGUACGAGCGCUACUCGGAACAGCACAAGGAGGCUGCCUUCUUCAAAGAACUGGUUCGGUCCAUCAGCAUCAACGUGCGGCGGAACCUUGCCUUCAACACGCUGAGCCAGGAGGUCCUGCUGAAAGAGUUCUCCACCAUCUCUUGAGCCAGAGCCGCUCAGCUGCCGCGCGGGGCUGGCAGGAGAACGGCCCGUCUCGGUGCAAACACCCCAGAGCUGCGGCCGCCUGCCCCUCGCCCGCGGAAGGGACUGCACUUCCUGGGGGCAGCUUCCCAUGCGGGCAUUCCUGCAGGACUCUGUGCUCACGGAGAGACACUCCCAUCCAGACACGCGGGGGGCAGGUUUAGCUGAAGCAGGGACACUGAUGCGCCGGAAGAGCAAUAGCGUCAUGGUGCCAGGGAGGACGUUAGAUGCCAUGGGUGUAGGUAGCUGCUUGGGCUGCAGUUCCGGCUGAGGACUAGCUGAGAUUCCCUUGGGGGGGUGGGGCCGGGGGGGACACAUUAACAAGGCAGAGAGCAGAGCUGGGUUUUUUUCCUCCCCUGAGCAGGGUCACUCCAGAUGUGCUGGGAGAGAUCACUCAACUUUCUCUGCAGGAAAAAUAAAUUUCCCGCCACCCCCGCAGGAAGGGGCAGGCUGGCUAA
This is a messenger RNA of Chrysemys picta bellii (western painted turtle), 3110 nucleotides long. RefSeq names its product armadillo like helical domain containing 3 (gene ARMH3). The record is from RefSeq and is a predicted model, not a curated record. Gene Ontology annotation, cellular component: cytosol. Lineage: Eukaryota; Metazoa; Chordata; Testudines; Emydidae.